Messenger RNA from Ascochyta rabiei, 1113 nucleotides. Its product is annotated as Protein phosphatase methylesterase-1. Gene Ontology annotation, molecular function: protein methylesterase activity. The transcript is spliced from 2 exons. Lineage: Eukaryota; Fungi; Ascomycota; Dothideomycetes; Pleosporales; Didymellaceae. Gene Ontology annotation, biological process: protein demethylation. Bases 1 to 1113 code for a protein of 370 amino acids. The record is from RefSeq and is a predicted model, not a curated record.
AUGUCCGACCUCGCCAAGUCGUUUGCAAAGACGAAGCUCUCCUCGCUCCCGCCGCCAGAACCGCUGAUGGAAGAGGAAGAGGACUCGGGCUCGGCGAGUUCCAUGUCGAGCACAGGUACCGUGAGACCUUCGCACGCCCAGCGGCCGGCGCCUACCAUACACUGGUCAGACUACUACGCCCAGGAAUUCCAUCUCGAGCGGGAAGCGCCUCGCUCCAAGUUCCAUGUCUACUUCACACCGCCCAAGUCCCUGCAAUCGCCAUUGCUGGUCCUCCACCACGGCGCCGGGAGCUCUGCCAUGAGCCUUGCACUUGCAGCCAAGGAAAUCACCAGAGCCAUGCCUGGAAUUGGUAUACUUGCGGUAGAGGCAAGAGAGCACGGCAGCGUUGUCUGGGACAAGAGCGGGGCGGUGGACAACAACCUGAGCAUCGACCAGCUGGGCCGUGACAUGGUCGACAUGCUUCUUCUCACGCAACAGAAGAUGGGCUGGGGAGACCUGCCCUCGCUCGUGCUCGUCGGACACAGUCUCGGCGGUGCAGUGGUAACACAUGUCGCAAACAUGCAUCUAUUGGACGACAAAAUACUGGGAUACGCAGUGCUAGAUGUCGUCGAGGGAAGUGCCAUGGAAGCCCUUAAGAGCAUGCAGUCGUAUCUGGCCACCCGACCGAAGCUCUUCGACACGCUCGACGCUGCCAUCGACUGGCACGUUCGCUCACGCACCCUUCGAAACCCAGACUCGGCGAGAGCGAGUGUGCCCAGUCUGCUCAUACCAACACCCACCGGCGGACGCUGGGCGUGGAGGACAGACCUGUCUCGCACCGAGGCCUACUGGGAGAACUGGUUCUCAGGGAUGAGCGCCAAAUUCCUGAAUGGCAAAGGAGCGAAACUGCUAUUGCUUGCCGGGACGGACCGCUUAGAUAAGGAGCUGAUGAUUGGGCAAAUGCAGGGCAAAUUUCAACUCCAGGUCUUCCCCGCCUCUGGCCACUUCCUCCAGGAGGAUCAGCCCGAGAAGACUGCCGAAGCCAUCGUCGAGUUUGUCAAGCGCAACGACCGCAGCACGCUUGUGCUUCCUCCAAAGGUGUCCGACCUCCUGGCGCAGGGCAAGAAGGUUUGA